AUGGGUUUAACCGACAAAUUGAAAGGACUUAAAAAGGACGACGUUGAUAACGCCAACCAACAAGCUGGUAAAUAUGCCGGAGGUAAGGACGGCCAAACAGGUACUGACUUUGCUCAAGAAAAAUACCAAGAACGUUAUGGUAACAAGUCUUCUUCUGGUACUACUGGUUCAGGCACAGGCUCAAACACCGGUGCUGGUGUAGGCAGUGGUGCCGCUGGUGCAGGUGCUGCAGGUGUUGGUGCUGGAGCUUACGGUGCAGGUCAAUCCGGCUCCCACGGUACACACGGUACCUCUUCAGGUACUACCGAUGCCUACGGUAACCAAACCACCGGUUCACAUGGUACACAUGGUACACAUGGUUCAGAUGCUUAUGGUAAUCAAUCCACCACAUCAUCGUCUGGCUACGGUGACAAGUCAUCCUCGACUGGUUACGGAAACCAAGGUUACGACAGCACCUCGACUUCUGGUCAACAUGGUCACCACAGCGGUAACCACCACUCCUCAACUGGUCACUCUGGUACAGGUACUGGAGCUACCGCUGCUACUGGAGCUGCCGGUGCUGCAGCUUACGGAUCAUCUGGUCAUGGUUCAGCAGGCCAAUCGGCUGUAAACUCUGGUAAUGCUGGUUACAGUACUACCAAUCCAUCUACAAGCAAUGCACCAUACGGUUCUGGUGGUGACGGUUUGCCAAGCAAAACUAGUGCUGGUGAAUACAACCAAACUGCACACGGAUCUCAUGGUACUCAUGGUACUCAUGGUACUCACGGUACCACUGGUACCUCUGCUACUUCUGGCGCUUAUGGUAAUGAGUACUCACUGGGUCAACACUCUGGUACUGGUUCAGGUCUCACUGGUCACCACGAUUCAUCCAAGCAUGCUACUGGUUCCAACUACAACAACACCCAAGGAUCUAACUACGGUACAACAGGUUCAGGAUACGGUUCAGGUUCAGGUUCAGGUGUAGGUGCAGGAUCCACUGGUACUACCGGAUACGGUUCUUCAGGUACAUCAGGUUCCUCAUCUGGCCACCACUUCAAGACUGGUAACGACACCUUGGAUGCCAAGAUUGCUCAAUUGCCAGACCACUUGAAGGAGGAAGCACACCGUGAAUUCAACAAGGGUUACGAAGCUGCUAAGUCCCAAUACAGAUCAUAA
Molecule: messenger RNA, 1155 nt
Organism: Lodderomyces elongisporus
Lineage: Eukaryota; Fungi; Ascomycota; Pichiomycetes; Serinales; Debaryomycetaceae
Gene: ASR1
Product: Asr1p
Exons: 1
Coding region: 1-1155 (384 amino acids)
Source: RefSeq, a predicted model, not a curated record